Messenger RNA from Aedes aegypti (yellow fever mosquito), 3320 nucleotides. It is a transcript of the gene Invadolysin, whose product is annotated as leishmanolysin-like peptidase. Gene Ontology annotation, cellular component: membrane; cytoplasm. Gene Ontology annotation, biological process: cell adhesion; proteolysis. Gene Ontology annotation, molecular function: metalloendopeptidase activity. The record is from RefSeq and is a predicted model, not a curated record. NCBI's taxonomy places the organism in Eukaryota, Metazoa, Arthropoda, Insecta, Diptera, Culicidae.
AAAGCCUUGCAAACAAAACUUAUCUGUUCCUCCCACUGCAGUAUGUUGUUAGUCAGUCUCUGGCUCUGCAUCUUUCGCUGUGCUGUUUGCUUGAUUCGCUUCUCGAUGUCGAACGAAAAGCCAUUCAUCCAUCGUUCGUUCGUGUGGUGGAUUACUACAUCGAUUCAAUAAAGACGAUCGUGCAAACCGCCGAGACUUUCAGUAGGGUGAAUGCAUCUGACGCGAUCGGUUCGGAUUUUCGAUUCAGUUCUCUGUUACGGUUCAAUUUUACACGGUUCGGUGUCCCGGGAGGAAUAUCAACCAGUUUUCGUUGCCAUUCGCGAGUGUCCCUGCCAAAAGGCGGAUGUCUGCGUGUGUGAGGCUGCACUAGAGUGGUUAUUGUGAACGGAUUACGGCGAAAAAAAAAACAACCAAAUGCCAUCCAGUGCUGUGCGAAUGAAUUGCCCAAAUGAAAGUGCAAACGAAAGCAAAUGUUUUCUCUAGUGCUGGUUCCUAUGUUUGAUAUACAAGUUUAUGGACAUAAACAUAUUAAAGCAUUCCAGUUGCAAAUAAACUAAAAACUUGGAAACACUCAGCAAAAGUGUAAAGCUAUAAUUCAGUUUUAAUUAGGAACUACAUACUUACAUACUUUGCAUCUAGUCAAGGAUAAGAAUUAAGGAUAAAAUCAAAAAGACUAGCAUUUCGCAAUGGGUUCUGAAAGAAAAUAUACCUUCAACUUCAAUACAUCCUCGACGGUGAUCCAAAAGAUUUUCUUCUUGGUGGCUUUGUUCCUAACAUUGCAGAUGGUGAAUGGCGAAAAUGUUGACCACUUUGGUUCAAGCGGUGGUCUUCAAAUCCACGACCACAAGCACUGCAAGCAUCAACACCCCAAAGCACAUGAGGUGAUACAUGGUGUAAAACUGGAGCCGCUGCAUGUUAUACGGAAACGAAGUCUGGAUCAACCGCUUCGAAUAUUACUAGUGUAUGAUGAGUCAGUCUAUCGGUUGGACACCGAUAAAUUUGCUCUCAUUAAUGACACAAUUCUUCCAGAAGCGGUACGCUUCUGGGAGCAAGCGUUGAUGGUGCGCCAAACAAAAGAGAUCAUAAGAUUGAAUCGUAAGUGUGAAAGCAGUCAGGUUUUCGUGAAAAAUUCACUAACCUACUGUAUAGAUUCCUGCAAACCAGUGACACUUUGCGGAGAAGUCCAAGUGCCCGAGGAUCAUUUAGAUGUCUGCCGCGUUUGUAAUUCAACCGGUCAGGAUUGUCGGGAGGAUAGCAACACUGUCGCAGGUGUCGGUAUAUCGAAUGCAGAUUUCGUAUUCUAUGUAUCUGCGCGGCAGUCGGAAAGGUGUCACAAAGGUUUAACUGUAGCUUAUGCUGCUCAUUGUCAACAAGAAGCGGCGCUAGAUCGACCCAUCGCAGGGCAUGCAAAUCUUUGUCCAGAAAGCAUUAGCACUAAACCUCAGGAACUGCAAACACUUCUGUCUACGGUCAAACACGAAAUUUUACACGCUCUGGGAUUUUCCGUGAGUUUGUAUGCAUUUUUCAGAGAUGACGAUGGGAAUCCACGAACUCAACGCAAGCCGGACACCGGGAAACCUUAUUUGAAUGAAAAGCUACAGAUCCAUCAGUGGAGCGAACAGACGAUCAAAAAAGUUGUACGCGACCAUUGGGCAGUGCGAGGCGGUUACAUCAAUAGGACUAUAGACAUGAUGGUAACCCCCAGAGUAGCUAAAGAGGUACGAGAGCAUUUCAACUGCCAGAAACUGGAAGGAGCCGAACUUGAAGAUCAAGGUGGAGAAGGUACAGCCCUGACGCACUGGGAAAAACGAGUACUUGAAAAUGAAGCUAUGACUGGGACACAUACGCAGAGCUCUGCUUUUUCCCGAAUCACAUUGGCGUUGAUGGAGGAUUCGGGUUGGUAUAAAGCCAACUAUAGUAUGGCCUCACCCCUCACCUGGGGUCGUGGGUUGGGUUGUAACUUCGCUAUGAGGAGCUGUAAGGAUUGGAUUAACACCAACAACAUAAGAGGCCGUUCCAUUCAUCCAUUUUGCGCAAAAGUAAAGCGAGAUCCUCUUCAAACCGAGUGCACUGAUGACCGUAGUUCAGUGGCCUUGUGCAAUUUGAUACGACACGAGAGUCCUCUACCUAGACAAUAUCAAAACUUUGAUUUGCUUGCGCAUGUUCCUGCAGGCCAGGAGGCAUUUUAUGGGGGUUCGGUAUCACUUGCGGACCACUGCCCAUACAUUCAGGAAUUCACAUGGCGGAGCAGAAACGUUGUUGUCCGCGGAUCCCAGUGUCAAUUUGAAGAUAAUAAUCCAAAGCCAGAGAAAAACUUUGCCUUAGAAUCAUACGGACAUGAUUCGAAAUGCUUUGACCACAGCGAACAUAUGUGGGAAGAACGAUCCUGCCGCCAGACUCGCGAAUGGCAGCACUGGGGAUCUGGAUGUUAUCGUUACAAAUGCGAAAAAGGUCGUCUACAUAUCAUAAUUGCAAAUUACUCCUACGAAUGCUUCUAUGCUGGACAAGAAUUGAGCGUUCGACUUAUAGCAGGUGGUUGGUUGCACAAGGGGGCAGUAAUGUGCCCUUCAUGCAAGGAGAUGUGCAGUAACGAAUUUGAACUACGUGGUGAGCGAUGUACCAGCGAAGAAGUGCCUCCUACCAGUUACUAUCCGAAGCAUGAGCUGAAAUGCAGUGUUGGUAGUAUUAUACGUUCGACAAAUAUAUUUAAUAUUUCCAUUUCACUGCUAGUCAUUGGAGUUUCCAUUUUGUUCCGGUUAGAAAGUUAACUACUCAUCAUUCCAGGCUAAAAAAUGAACCGUGCUAUGUAUUUUUAUUUUAUAAUUUAUAUCAGUCUAACAUCAUGUGAUAAUAUUCAUCUGUGUUUUUUUAUCUUUUAAAUGCACAAAAGAUGCUUUUAUUUAGUUGUAAGCUUUAUGAAUGAACCAAUGUAAAUAUUUUCUAUACUGUAAAUAUCCUUCGCAAGUUUUUUUAUGAACACAGUUCUGUACAUAGUUAGGUACAACAAAGACAGCAAGCGUUACUAGUAAAGACAGAUGGAUCUCAUUCUGUAUAGAAUUACAUCAUAUUAAAAAAAAGUCCUAUUCAAAAUAACCCGAACAAAAAGUAGUAUGUAAGUAGCAAAUUUUCAAAUAAUAUCAACAGCGAUGACUUCAUACGUGAAUGAAUAUUACCGCGAAGUCUUCCCUGAUUUGGUGCCGUUAUAGUUCGAAUGUGAGACAAGGGUGAUAUAGAAUGUGAAAGUUAAACUGCCAAAGUUUUGUUGAUCGAACGAUGUAAAUAAUGCAUAAGAAAAAAAAUAUACAGAUUUCCGAAAAGAU